This is a messenger RNA of Uloborus diversus, 2195 nucleotides long. RefSeq names its product cellular tumor antigen p53-like. The record is from RefSeq and is a predicted model, not a curated record. Gene Ontology annotation, cellular component: nucleus. Gene Ontology annotation, molecular function: DNA-binding transcription factor activity, RNA polymerase II-specific; RNA polymerase II cis-regulatory region sequence-specific DNA binding. Gene Ontology annotation, biological process: apoptotic process; regulation of transcription by RNA polymerase II. NCBI's taxonomy places the organism in Eukaryota, Metazoa, Arthropoda, Arachnida, Araneae, Uloboridae. The transcript has 15 exons. The coding region runs from base 485 to 1984 and encodes 499 amino acids.
CGGCCAUCUAAAAGAUAUUUUCCAGUACCUCGACCUUCCAAAGACCAAAAAGCUUCUGAAAGGUGGUUCAAAGCAUGUAAUAGAACAGGGAUUUGUUCGCCCAUGAGUAACUUUUGUUGCUGUGAAGAUCAUUUUGAUAAUAGAGUGAAAAAAGUUGUUUGAGAAAACCUGAAAUAGCUGCAACUUUAUUUUUUAAUUAAUUUUAAAAGUCAAGCACACGGGUAUUCAGAAUUUCAGUGCUGUGCAUGUAACAUCAUAUGGCGUGUGUCCUAUAUUACACUGCUCUUGGGUGCUACAUUGAGAAAUAGAGGAAAAUUGAUAGUAUAUUAGAUAAUGGCUACUGGAGUCAAAAAAAAAAAAUUAUCGAUGCUUUGUGCCCCAUUGCACAUCAACUUCAGUUCAGACACCAAACAAAAGAUUUCUGUGUGUACCAAGAAGAGGAGAAGAUAUAAGAAAGAAAUGGUUCAAACUGUGUCAGCACGAAAUGGUUACAACCAAAAAGUACUGCUGUGAAGACCAUUUUGAUCUUGAAAAUGACGUUGUCAAUAUGGUGCAACAUAAGUUAACUGGCUGUAAAUUGAAAUUAAAACAUGGUGUUUUGCCAAGUAUUUUUGACUGUCAAAAGAAUAGGCAGUGUUUUCAUUCUACAAAACGGGAUCACUCCUGUGUAAUGUAUGAAGACAAAAAAUCCUCUUGUUGUGGUGACAAGAAGAAAUCUUUGCUAAGGAAAGAGAGAGCAUGGAGAAGAGAAAGGAAAAAAAUUGUUGCUGAUCUGUUGCGGGCUUCAAGUACGGAAUCCAAGGAAUCAGAUCAUGUUUCGGAGCUUAAGAGCUCUUCAGCAUCUACUGCUCCUUUGUUACCUGAUGAAGAUCAAACAAACAAUAUCAAAAUUAAGAAUGAAAUCUGUGAUACCAUGGAUAUGGACACGAAAGCUGAAGCUCUUGAGAAGGUAGUUAUAAAAGAAGAGCCUAAAAGCGAUUCAGAAAUAUCAGAAUCUGAAGAAAGUGAAUUGAACUAUGUCUUAGAUAUGGUAAUGCAAGAAAAUAAAGAACAUGAAGAAAAUAGUAGUAGCUACAGCAGUGAAACAAAUCAAGACUCUGCUGUUCCAGAAUUCUCAUUGGAAUUUCUAAAUGAAGAAAAUGCAGAAACAGUAUUGCCUGAUGAGCCUGCUGUUUCUGGGUGUGAAGAAAUGAACUCGAAUGAAUCUUCAACAACUUUUAAUGAAACUCUGUCCUUUCGUUAUCAACAGCCUUCAAGGCUUUCAAACUGGGAAGGUGACUAUGCAUUUAAAAUAAAAGUUUCUUGUGAGUCAAGUGGCAAGAACAGUUUUUCUGUUUAUUCCGACAUUCUGAAGAAAUUGUUCAUUUCAAAAGAUGUUGGGUUUCGCAUUUUAGUGUAUGCCGAAAAUGUUCCUCCUGGAUGUAAAUUAAGAGCUUCUGCAAUUUUUUCUCAGCAAACUCGUAAAAAUGACAUUGUUACCAGAUGUCCAGCUCAUGCUCAGGAAGACAGAUUGAAAGGUAUGAAACAUUAUUUUCAUGUAGUCCAAAGUGUCACCUCACAGGCUCUCUAUGAGAUGGAUUUAGCUACUGGACAGUUUAGUGUUGUUGUUCCAUAUGAAGAACCUCAAAAGGGUGAACUCUAUACUGUGUAUGGAUAUAAACUAACAUGUUUUAAUUCUUGCUCGAGGGGAAUUAACAGAAGACCAUUUGUUAUACUGUAUACUUUAGAAAAAAAUGGAGUUGUACUUGGGAAAUAUACUGUUGAUGUAAAAGUUUGUGCUUGUCCAACUAGGGAUUUGCGUUUGGAACUACUAAGGCUUCAAAGCAAUUCACCAGAUUCAAAACCAGAUGGAGAAAACUGCGAUGAAACAAAAACUUAUUCUUUAACGGUUGACAAUGCAGAUUUAUACAAAUUUUUAAAUCAGAUGAAAGUCCUUUAUGAAAGCAGCGAUUUUGUCAAAUGUGUAACCAAUAUGGGUGAAUAAUUUGUUCUAACAACUUUCAAACAAGUUUUCAAGUAUGGACUGCUCUUCUUCAUAAAUUACUGUUUACAAAUUUGUAUAUAAUCUUUCUCCAUACUCAGUUCUUCGGCUGUCAACUCAUCUUUCAUCACUAUGUAUUUUUUGUAUACUUCUAAAACUAUUUUAUAAGAAUAUAAUAACAUGUUUUGUUGGAUGUAAAUAUUCAUUAUAAUUA